Molecule: messenger RNA, 2172 nt
Organism: Dipodomys ordii (Ord's kangaroo rat)
Lineage: Eukaryota; Metazoa; Chordata; Mammalia; Rodentia; Heteromyidae
Gene: Cracd
Product: KIAA1211 ortholog
Exons: 9
Coding region: 1-2172 (723 amino acids)
Biological process (GO): maintenance of gastrointestinal epithelium; negative regulation of barbed-end actin filament capping
Source: RefSeq, a predicted model, not a curated record
AUGGGCACCCGGGCUUUUUCCCAUGACAGUAUCUUUAUCCCUGAUGGGGGAGCAGAAAGUGAGCAGACAGUUCAAGCAAUGUCACAGGACAACAUCCUGGGCAAAGUCAAAACUCUUCAGCGACAGUUGGGCAAGAAUAUCAAGUUUGGGCAGCGGCCAUCCAAUGCCAUUCCUAUGAAGAAGGCUGGCAGUGGAGAAGCUGGCUCAGAAGAGGACUUGUUUCUGACCAGUCCCAUGGAAAUCGUCACUCAGCAGGACGCUGUCCUCUCAGAUUCGGAGAACAAAUCCAGCGAUCCACCCGGCUCUCCGAGUCCUCUGAACCUCCCCGGUGCCGGAAGUGAAAUGGAAGACAAGGUUGCUCCAGUUAAACCUUCUCGUCCAAAAAGGCAUUUCUCUUCUGCGGGUACCAUUGAGAGUGUCAACCUCGACGCCAUCCCCCUGGCCAUCGCUCGUCUGGACAACAGUGCCGCCAAGCACAAACUGGCUGUUAAGCCAAAAAACCAGAGGGUGUCAAGGAAGCACAGACGGCUUGCCCAGGACCGACAAAAUGACACAGGCAUCUUGGAGAGUCAGUCGUCACUGGACCAGAACGGGCACCAAGGAGAAGACAAGCCCAUCUGUCAUGAAGAGGAGCCAGAGCCCCUGGACUCGGAGGAAGAGAAGAGAUGCCAAGAAGACUACUGGCGAGAGCUUGAGGCCAAGUGCAGACGGCAAAAGGCUGAAGCCGCGGAGAAGAGACGCCUAGAAGAGCAGAGGCUGCAGGCACUGGAGAGAAGGCUGUGGGAAGAGAACCAAAGGCAGGAGCUCCUGCAAGAGGAGGCUGAGGAGGAAGGCCUGCAGGAGGGCCUGAAGCUGGAGUCAGAAAGGGGACAGCAGCGGGGCCUGGAGGAACAGAGCUGCCAAGAGCAAGAGCAGAGGGAGCAGGAGGCUCAAGAGCACUUGGAGGCUGCAGAGCAGAGGUGUCUAUGGGAGGAGGCCCAGCAGCUGGAGGGGCUGAGGUGGCAGGAGGCAGAGAGACAGCGGCAGGAAGAAGAAAUGAAGGAGACCCAAAGGCUUGAGGCCCUGAAGGCUCAGCAACAGGAGGCUGAGAAGCGGAGGCUGGAGGAGGAGGCCAGGAGGCUGAAGGAAGAGGAGACCCGAAAGCUGAAGGAGGAGGAGGCCAGGAGGCUUGAGGAGGAGGCCAGGAGGCUGGAGAAGGCCAAGAGGUUGGAGGAGGAGAAAGCCAGAAGGCUGGAGGAAGAGAAGGCCAAGAGGCUAGAGGAAGAGAAGGCCAGGAGGCUGGAGGAAGAGAAAGCUAGAAGGCUGGAGGAAGAAAAAGCCAGGAGGCUGGCAGCGGCCCGAACGCCACCCGUGCAGAAGCCGGCCCUGGCCCCCAAGCCCACCGGCCAGACCCCGCCCUCGUCCCCGCUCUCCAAACUCAGCAGGCCCUACUUGGUAGAGCUGCUGGCGCGGCGAGCUGGGAAGGCGGACAGCGAGCCGCCCAAGGAGGCCCCGGAGAGCGGCGAGCCCCAGCCCCCCUCGCCGCCCCCCUGCGAGGACAGCAAGGGACAGAAGGGGGAUGAGGAAGAGGGGCCAGAGAGGAGACCCCCUUCCUCCCCGCCGCUGCCCGCCAGUCAGCAGGAGAGACCGGCCCAAACCCCGGAGGCAGGGAGGAAAGACAAGCCCUUACUUCAGAGUAGGCACUCGUUAGAUGGCUCCAGACUUACGGAUAAAGCAGAAACUGCCCAGCCACUGUGGAUAACAUUAGCACUGCAAAAGCAAAAGGGGUUCCGUGAACAGCAAGCGACUCGAGAGGAGAGGAAGCAAGCCAGAGAGGCCAAACAGGUAGAAAAGCUGUCCAAAGAAAAUGUGAGUGUCAGCUCACAGCCUGGAAGCAGCAGUGUCAGCAGAGCAGGUUCCCUGCACAAGUCUACUGCUCAGCCAGAAGAGAAGAAGCCCGAGACUGCAGUGUCCAGGCUCCAGCGCAGAGAGCAGCUGAAGAAAGCCAACACUCUUCCCACGUCAGUGACAGUGGAGAUCUCAGAUUCAGCUCCACCAGCACCACUGGUAAAAGAAGUCACCAAGAGGUUCUCCACCCCAGAUGCUGCCCCUGUAUCCACAGAACCAGCCUGGCUGGCUUUGGCCAAAAGAAAAGCAAAGGCUUGGAGCGACUGUCCACAGAUUAUUAAGUAA